Messenger RNA from Rhea pennata, 3717 nucleotides. It is a transcript of the gene KLC4, whose product is annotated as kinesin light chain 4. The coding region runs from base 112 to 1746 and encodes 544 amino acids. The record is from RefSeq and is a predicted model, not a curated record. NCBI's taxonomy places the organism in Eukaryota, Metazoa, Chordata, Aves, Rheiformes, Rheidae. Gene Ontology annotation, cellular component: cytoplasm; kinesin complex. Gene Ontology annotation, biological process: microtubule-based movement. The transcript has 14 exons. Gene Ontology annotation, molecular function: kinesin binding.
GUUGCCGGACCCCCACGCGCGCCUGCGUCCGCUCACCGCAGUGCUGGGACGCCUGGGAGCGCCUAGGCCGGACAAGCUGCUGCAAGCAUCCAGGGCUGCAGGAGCAGGACUAUGUCCACCAUGGUGUACCCAAGGGAGGAGAAACUGGACAAGCUGAGCCAAGAGGAGAUUAUUUCCAACACCAAGCUGGUGAUGCAGGGACUGGAGGCACUCAAGAAUGAACACAACUCCAUCCUGCACAGCUUGCUGGAGACCAUCAAGUGCCUGAAGAAGGAUGAAGAAGCCAACCUCGUGCAUGAAAAAUCCAACUUGCUCCGCAAGUCAGUGGAGAUGAUUGAACUGGGACUUGGAGAAGCUCAGGUGAUGAUGGCAUUGUCCAACCAUCUGAACGCUGUGGAGUCAGAGAAGCAGAAGCUGCGUGCUCAGGUGCGGAGGCUGUGCCAGGAGAACCAGUGGCUGCGUGAUGAGCUUGCCAACACCCAGCAGAAGCUGCAACGCAGUGAGCAGACUGUGGCUCAGCUAGAGGAGGAGAAGAAACACCUUGAAUUCAUGAACCAGCUGAAGAAGUAUGAUGAGGAUGUCUCGCCCUCGGAGGAGAAAGAGGGCGACUCCACAAAGGACUCUCUGGAUGAUCUGUUUCCAAACGAGGAGGAGGAGCAUGGUCCUGGAUUGCCCCACCAGCACAGCAGUGCAGUGGCAGCUGCCCAGCAGGGAGGCUAUGAGAUCCCCGCACGCUUGCGUACCCUCCACAACCUUGUCAUCCAGUAUGCCUCACAGGGACGCUAUGAAGUGGCUGUGCCUCUCUGCAAGCAGGCACUGGAGGACCUGGAGAAGACAUCUGGCCAUGAUCACCCUGAUGUGGCCACCAUGCUCAACAUCCUGGCACUGGUGUACAGGGAUCAGAAUAAAUACAAAGAGGCAGCACAUCUCCUGAAUGAUGCUCUCUCCAUCCGUGAGAAGACCCUGGGCAAAGACCACCCAGCGGUGGCAGCAACCUUGAACAAUCUGGCUGUUCUCUAUGGCAAGAGAGGGAAGUACAAAGAAGCAGAGCCUCUAUGCAAGCGAGCCCUGGAGAUCCGUGAGAAGGUCCUAGGCAAAGACCAUCCUGAUGUGGCCAAGCAGCUGAACAACCUAGCCCUGCUGUGUCAGAACCAGGGCAAGUAUGAGGAGGUGGAGUACUAUUACUGCCGAGCACUGGAGAUCUAUGAGAGCCGCCUGGGUCCUGAUGACCCCAACGUGGCCAAGACAAAGAAUAACCUGGCCUCUUGUUACCUGAAGCAAGGCAAAUAUAAGGAUGCAGAAGUGCUGUAUAAGGAGAUUCUCACCCGUGCUCACGUGAAGGAGUUUGGCUCUGUGGAUGAUGAGCACAAGCCGAUCUGGAUGCACGCAGAAGAGAGAGAGGAGAUGAGCAAGAGCAAGCACAGAGAUAGUGCUCCCUAUGCUGAGUAUGGCGGGUGGUACAAGGCCUGCAAGGUUAGCAGCCCAACCGUGAACACUACCCUGAGGAAUCUGGGCGCAUUGUACCGGCGCCAGGGCAAGCUAGAGGCGGCUGAGACCCUAGAGGAGUGUGCGGUUCGCUCUCGGCGGCAGGGCAUUGACCCAAUCAACCAGACUAAGGUGGUGGAGAUCCUGAAGGAAGGCAAUAGCACAGAGAGGCGGCGAAGCCUGGGGGGCAACGUCAAGUACGAGAAUGCCACAGACGGUAGCGAGGAAGUGAGUAUGGGCGUGGAAUGGAGCGGGGCUUAAAUGCCUCCCGAGACUCCCUCUUUCCCCUCCACCGCAAUCACCUGGAUGUUUGUGUUGUACCUUCCGACUUUUCCUCCACACCAUCCCUCCUUCCUCGUCAAGAUCUCCACGCCAGUCCCCCAACCCUCCCAGCGCGCGAGGGCACCGCAGCGCCUGCAGAGGAGUGCCUGGCCACAUGGGCCCAGCUCCAGUCCCGUAGCCAGCGAGAGCAGGAAGAAGCUGUGUGGAGCUGGCUGCUCCCCCUGGCCAGGGCGAGGGACCACCGUCCCCUUACGUGCCACCACCCCCUCCCCAGCCUGCCCUUGCACAUCCCCAGGGACCUGGGAACCAAGCCUGCGGGGGAUUGUCUUCACUCCAGGCGUGCCGACUCCACCGUCAUUAGACAUCCUCAACCAUCCUGGCCUUGUUCCCUCCAUCUCUGCAGAGGCCAGGAUGGAGGCAUGAAGAUGGGGGACUGUUUUUUGGGACGCAGAGGCCUGGCCUUGGCAGGGCUGUUGUGUGCACAGUUGCUUCCUUCCCUGUAGGCUUAGCUGAUGUUAGUGUCCCACAGCAAACCUGCGCUGGCCACCAGUGUGCCAGGCUCUCCCUGCAGCACAGGGCCAUAGGUGUCCCUGUCCCACCAUCCUCUUCCUGGCUGAGCCCUGCAACCCAGGGGCAGAACAUAGACCUCUCCAUAGGGGCAUGGGGAUGGAGGGUGGUCAACAGCUACUAUGCAGCCAGGGCAGGAUGGGAGGUGGUGACAGCCAAAAGCCACCUGUGGAACAAGGACCUGCUGGGACAAACACAUCUGGUUGUGACUUCCUGACUUGAUGCAGUAACUCAGUCCCUUGGCUGAUGGCAUUAAAGGGUGAAUUGGCUCUCGGAUCCCGAGGCAUUGCUUCUGGGAGAGGGAGAGGCGAGGGUAGAAGUGUUUGCUGCUUCUUAAAGGCAGAAGGAAGAAAACUAAGAGGAAAGCAGAGCCCUUCUGCAUGGGGCUAGUUAGAAGUGGCUGAGAUGAGGAAAGGGCUGGCUUAGAGUGGAGUGGUCUGCAAAAAAGUAGGUGCUAAGAAGGGUGUGGGGGGAGAGGGAGAGCGAGUGAGCGAGCUGGGGCUUGGGCCACUCCAAGCAUGCAGGGCAGGUGGAGUGACUGGAGGGUUGUUUCUGCAGGAAGAGAAAACCUUCCUGGGGAGAAGGGGCUACAUUGCUGCUGGGGGAGAGCAGUUACUGAACAGAGGGCCUGGCUUGCCCUUGCCUGGCCGGGCUGGGGCUCUGGGGCUGUGACCUCAGCCAAGGAGGUGGGAAAGCACUAACAUUGCCCUAGCCAGGCAAAGACAGCUGCAGUCAGCGCUGCAUCCUGACCUCGGGCUUGUGUAGAGAUGGCUCCAUGUCUCUGCCAGGACUCCAGGCCUGUAUGGGGCCCGGGACUGUUGGUCCCUGCUGGGAAGGGGAUGGUUUCAUAGGGCCAAGCCACCCCUGCUCUGGGACUUGCUUACCCUCAUCCCAGCUCCUUUGGGAGGUGGCCUUCCCCAGCUUUUCUGCCUGGGAAGGAGGCUGGGGAAGCUGCAGCUUGCAGGAUAGAGCCUGGAGGCCAGUGCAAUCCUGCUUCCUCCCCCCCCCCCCCCCCCAUAUUUAUUUAGCUAGAUCAUUUCUUUAUUUCUCCCAUGCUAGUCAUUUGACAGGCUGUGAUGCUAAGCAUGCUUGUGUCUGUCUGGACGUGGCUCUCCCAUGGUGGCAUGGAGGCCCUAGGGCAUGUGUGUACAGCUCCCCUGGAGGAAGGUGGUGUGUCCUCAGGGUUGUGGGGGCUGGAGCUCAGGCCCUAAGGGCUCUUGGGCUGCCCCUUCUCUCCCAGUGCUGCCCCAUGCCCCCAGAGCAGGGCGAGUCCCCAGCGGGGGGCGGCUGCAGACCUCGGCACCGCCUGCCCCUGUGCUUUGCCCUGGCUUGGACCUGGUGCUGUAACAACCGUACCUCCGAUUAAAGGCAGACAGACCCAAA